Polyodon spathula (Mississippi paddlefish) is the source of this 6323-nucleotide messenger RNA. RefSeq names its product transmembrane protein 198-B-like. Gene Ontology annotation, biological process: positive regulation of canonical Wnt signaling pathway. The record is from RefSeq and is a predicted model, not a curated record. The coding region runs from base 363 to 1523 and encodes 386 amino acids. Gene Ontology annotation, cellular component: plasma membrane; cytoplasmic vesicle. The transcript has 6 exons. NCBI's taxonomy places the organism in Eukaryota, Metazoa, Chordata, Actinopteri, Acipenseriformes, Polyodontidae.
CGGAGCUCCCUGGCCACACGGGGAGUUGGUAUUCAUAGCACAGUGCUAAAUAUGAAGAACUAACAACGGCGUGAGCGAGUUAUUCUUUAUUAGUAUUGUCAUCGACGAUUAAUAAAACAAGCGACCUGUCUUUAAUUUCACGCCAAGGUAAAUCGUAUAGCUGAAGCUGAUUCUGCUGUGUUGUUAAAGUCGGAGAAUGGAGAGCGGGUGCUGUCACGGAUGGUGCGAGACCGGGCUGCAGCUGGCUGGCAUCGUGGAUGGGGCUCUCUGGUGAUAUGAUGCAUUGCAAUAGCAGGGGUACCCCCUUGUGGAUGGGAAGUGUGCCCUGAUCUCCUCUCAUCAUCUCCCCUCCUCCCAGCACCAUGACCUCAAACCUGCAGAGCCUACACUUCAAGCUGCUCCCUGCAGAUGGCAGCCCGGAGCGCAUGUACAGCUGUGAUCAGGAGAUUGAGCGUCGCUAUGAGGUUGUCCCCUCGGUGGUUUGUGCCAUGUGCUGUCUCUUUGGGGUCAUCUACUGCUUCUUUGGCUACCGCUGCUUCAAGGCGGUGAUGUUCCUGACGGGCCUCAUGUUCGGCUCCAUCAUCAUAUUCAUGCUGUGCUACAAGGAGCGGGUGCUGGACACGCAGCUAAGCGUGGAGGCCAGCGCUGGCAUUGGCCUGGCCAUCGGGGUGCUGUGCGGCCUGGUCACCAUGCUGGUGCGCAGCGUGGGGCUCUUCAUGGUCGGGCUGCUGCUGGGGCUACUGGUAGCGUUGGCCACGCUGGUGGUGAUGGAGCAGUUCUACCACCCACCCACAGUCUGGAUCCCCCUGGGACUGCUCCUGGGCACAGGCAUGCUGUUUGCCGUGUUCACCCUGCAGUGGCAACGCUGCUUCACCACCCUCUCCACCGCAGUCUUUGGCAGCGCCAUCAUCACCGUCACGGUGGACUACUUCAUCGAGCUGUCCCUGCUGGUGCAGUAUGUGUACGAGCGUGUCAAGGUGGCCCCCCAGCGGCCUGUGUGCUGGUUCAGCUGGGUCAUCCUGGGGGUGUGGCCCGUGCUCUCCCUGCUCGGGGUUCUGGUGCAGUGGAAGGUGACGGCUGAGGGAUACUCACACACAGAGGUGAUAAUCAGCAGACAGCAGCGGCGGGUGCAGCUCAUGCGGAUUCGACAGAAGGAAGAGCGCAAGGACCGGAAGAAAAAGAAGCAGCAUUACCAACACCAGCACCAGCACCAGCAGAAACCCGUCCCCCAAGAACCAGCUUACCGCAGGAAACCCAACCCAAUCCGCCGCUUCGAUGGGGACGUGCUGUCUCCCCAGAUCCAGUUUCCUGCCACGGUGCGUUUACCUGGUUACCUGGCAACUAAGCCAGGCUCACAUUCACACUAUCCGGGAAAGUUGAGCUACAUCCAGAGUUUCCGGGACAGACAGACGGGGAACCCCCUGAACCUGGGCAGUGUCGCACACACUAUUGUGGACCUGGACUACGAGUGCGGCUCCAUGGUGCCUCUGACCGCCGCGUCAGGACCUGCUGUGCGUGUCUAAAGCAAGACACAAAUGACCUCUGCUCUCUAGCCGCAUGGGGCUUGAUCCAGAGACCUGGUUACACUAAGGAAUGUGGAAAAUGGGCUGUGUGAUUAGGGUUGGACCCACAAAAAAGAGAGAACCUGUGACUGGCUUCCGGGCCUUCUGGCCAUAGCUGCACGUCACUCAUACCCGCUCCAUUUUCACAUUCCCUCUUCCUCUGUUUUGGAAACCUCUGGUGAAGAUGGGUCUCCAGCGAAGCUAAACUCUGCUUACCUGUGUAAGCUGGUUCUGCUGCGGAGGUUGCUGGCCUCUCAUUUGUAUCAUACAGAAUGUCUUCUCUAACCCAUAACACCUCAUUGACAAUGUGUCUCACAGAUGCACUUUCAAGAGUGGAGAGAUUUUCAAAUCUCACACCUACAGCUGGAUUCUCCCCACCGUAUUAACACAGCAAAGCUGGUUAUGCUCUGAAACAGCCUCUGCUCUCCUUGUAGUCUUCUCAUUUGGCAGUUGGGAGUCUAGGGUCUCUCUUAAUCUUAAGCCAUCUCUGAGCUCGACAUUCUAACUCACAGAUACUUGAUAGUCCAGAGACCCUUGAGUCUGAGGGACCUGGUAUCUCUAGGUAUCAUUACAGGGAAUUAUCUAUCCACCGUAUGCCUGCAGCUGCCAUGGGUUAGCAUUCUGGCUGUCCCUUACUCUGGAAAAUCUGAUCUACCGUGCCAUUGAGCAUCUUUUUUUUUUUAAUUUGCUCUCUCCAUAACUGGGUUUGCACCUUCUUUAAAUUAAGCUCUUAAAGUUAUACAGAAGACAAACAAAUAGAAAAAUAAAAUAACAAAGAGGGGUACCCAUGUUAAAUAUUUAGAUUUUCACCAUUUUGGGCAUGACAAAAGAACAAACCAUGUUUGAGCUUUUACCAUUAUUGUUUAUGGCCAAAAAAAAGUGCUCAUUGGGCCUUUGUUGAAGGCAUACCAUGCGCUCACUGGACUUCUGCGGUGACAAAACCAUAAAACACUCAGGUUGUGUGGUAUUGCAUUUACAAAGUAAGAGCUUCCUACUGUGCACAGGGGAGGAAAGGCUGUAACACUUUAGCAGUUCUCUACCAAGCAGUGAUGGCCACAAUUCCAGUCCACACUUACAAUCUGCUCCAUUCAUUCCCAUAAAUACACCUGUUUAGUUAAACCACAGAAUGUUUUUUUAGGGACAGGUUGAAAUGAGAACUUCACUGGAAUAGGCUUUUGGUUCACAGUUUGACUAGUCAUGCUUUUCUUGGAGACCAGCUGUAUUCAAAGCUGUCAUCUAAUGGUCUUACUAAUUUAUUCAUAAAACUGUUCUUUAAACUCGUAUUGGUUUAUUAAACAACAGUUUUUGUUUAAAUAAAAUAGUUGUGAAUAGGGCAGGCCUGCAAUAGAUUUUUUUUUUGUUUCUUUUCAGCCUUUAUGAUUCCGAUAUUAAAUCCAGUUGUUUGUUUGUUUUUUUCACUCAAACUCAAAGCUGCUUCUUCUUUACAAGCCAUGUGCUCAGCAGCAGCCUUUCAUCACAUGAGUGUUUUAUUUGAAGACAGUUAUUAUGGGUUGUGACUGUUUCUCAGAAGCCAUCAAUAAAGGGCACAUUGUGAAGGCUAGAACAAAGCAGAUUGUUUUGCUUUCCCAUUUUCCACAGUGAAAAAUUAUCAAUGAAAACAGCCUAUAUCAAAAAUCUCUUUACUUCAGAUGCUACAAUCAACUGGGCCGGUACUUUCUAGGAAACUUUAUAUUCAAAUGUAUUGGCCAUAUGAGUUUUCUCAGGAAGUCUCUCCAGUUUUGUUAAAAAACCUUUUAAUUUUUGCUGUUUUUUUUUUAAACAAAAAAUGCAUUUGAGCUCGGGUCAUGUUAAGGGGUGCAAGUGGGAGUCGCCCCUCCUGGCCAAAUCCUUAACUGUCUAACUGGGACACUCCUGCACAAUGCCUGGUGAGCACAGCUCUGCCCUCGAGGAAGAAGCCCUGCAGCCGCACUGGCAUCACCCAGCUACGGGGUGUGCUGCAGUACUUGAGAAAGGGGAGGGCCUUUCAAUGUUUUCUGUGGGGGAUUAUGUUGAGGACACUUGGCUGGGCUGAACCCCUAAAAUAUUUCGAGGCGCCCAUUUUUCCAGAUGGGUUUUUGCAUGAUAUUGUGAAUUAGGAGUGAAUUUUGUAAAGUGGUGGAGUUUCAGUCAUUUGAAAAACGUGUCCUUUUUGUACAGACAGCUACGUUCCACGUAAUGUAAAUGUAAAUUACUGGCAUUAAGGGCGACAGUUCCUGUACAUAGAAUUGUUAAUGACUUCUGUACUUUUAUUUUUUUUUCUCUGAGUAGAGGGUUUUUAAGCUUGUUGGCUUUUAGGAAGUUGUACUACUGAGAUAUGGGUGUGUUGAAUGAAAAAGGCUCUCUGGAUUUCGGCUGCUCCAGGGUGGUGUUCCACUCCAUUUGGCCCCUCACUGCUGUAAGGGCCCCUGCUGUCUACGCCUCAGUUUAAAUCAGGUUCAAUGGCAUAGAGGGCCUUUUAUUAAUGAUCUCAAUAGCAGCAGCUGUUAACGCUACCUUAAUCCUACCUGGAAACAAUGAAAUUAGGUCAGUUUUUUGGUGGCAGUAUGAACUGCCGCUCUUUAGAUAAUUAAAACAGAACCCAUAGAGGGAUUUUUUUUAAAUUGCUUAACUAACCCCUGUUGAUAAAAUUUGAAUUAACUUUUAAACUACUCCAAAAGUAUUAUCCCUGUGGAAAUAUAUCAGUUUUAAAUCUGCUGAUUUGAAAAGAAAAAAAUGCUGUUGUGGUCUGCAUAUGCUAAAAUUGUCACUGUUCUUCAGUCAUGAAGAAGAGAACGUUUCUAUUUGACACACAAAUAGAAACAGCAUUUAAGUAACCCGAAAAACCGGCCAUUUCUUAUUUUGACAGGAGGAAAAACAGCUACUGGUUUAGGACUACACUAUUCAUUCAAAACCUUCCUUUUGGACUCUUUUGGACAAUGAAUACAAAUACAUUUGCUUGAAGCUAGUUUAGUGUGUUUCAAGUUAACAGUGUCCAAGGCUGUGAGUAGCUAGUGGACCAGAAUCUGACCAAAACUAUCUUUCUGGAUAUACACAUACAACUGACCCUGGUUAAGACUAAUUGUAAGCCUAAGCUAGGGUGUUCCAGAGCUGUGAAACUAGCCGUUAGACUGUUAACUAAAUGGCAAACCUUCUUUGAAAUAAAUGACUGGCUUAUAAUCUUGGUUGAUUUAACAUUAAGCUAAAUAGUCUAACUGUGAUAUUUACUCCUCAAUGUGUAUAAGAUAUAUUAUGAGCAUUCAUAGUCCUGUAGUUAUACGAUGAACAAAACCCUUGGAGGCUUGUUUGUGGCUUUCCUCAUGAGGUACAUAACCACAGCACCCUGAAUGUUCAUUGAGUAUUAUGUUUACCUAACGAGGAUAAUUACAGAUGUUUAACUAGAAAGUAAUGCAUGGGGUAGUGUAUGAUAGAUGAGAAUGUAAUGCCCACCCAAGGGGUGAGAUGCUACUUAUCCAAGGGAGAGUGGGCAAUACACUUAUCUAUCACACACUACUCCAGCAGUAUUUUUUAAUUUAUUUAUUUUUUAAUCUCUGGGAGCAUUUUUUCCCCCAGCUGAGAAGUGAGCAAGAGAAGACAGCAGCGAGGUGUGGUUGGGGUUCUUUUCAGUCUGACUGCUCACGCUGGGGUCACGCUGUGCUGCUGCUCGUGGAAAUGUGAACUAGAUGAGUCCAUGAAAGAAUUAAUCAGCAGUUACUACACCAAAACUACGGAGCUGAAUUUUCGUCUGGAACAAUGUCUGGUCAAUCUCAUUCUGUUGUUGGAAUUUAGUUAAUGCGAGAGAUUUGGCAAGAAAAAUAUUCACUCAGGAAAAGUAUUCCUCAGCAUGGCUAUGUGAAAGUGAUUUGAUGCUCGGUAUCUCAGCACUUAGUGUGACUGGAACCUCAAUGCUUGUGUCUGAGGAGAUGGUGCAAUUCUGCUGUGUGAAAAUCCUGCACAGCUUCCUUGCGGUUAAAGCUGUUCUGCUGUUGGUGAACCUCACAGUCUGGUCGUGGCCCAGGUCUGACUGGGCUUGUUGGGAAGGAGGGUCUCAGUGAAAAGCGCAACACAUUUCUGAGUAUCCUAGAGGCUUUCAGAUCAUCUCAAUGUAAUCAUAAUUUUUUGUAGUAUCUUAAAGCAUGCUUUUGUAGGGAAUGUGGUUAUGGUGAACAGUCAUAAUUGUUUAGUUUUUUGGGGGGUGGGGGUGUCUUGUGUUUAUAAAAAAACAUUGGAGGGACAAGAGGUUACUCAGGACAUCAUGACUGAGAUUUCAGUGUCCGCAGUUUUCCAGUGCCCCGUAACAAGUGGAACAAAUAUUACUUAUGUGAUACGCUGAAAUGUAUUUUGAACCAAUACAGGAAACAGUUUCUUGUUUUUAACCUAGUAUUUAUUUUCAUUUAUAUUUAUAUUAAUUUGUCAAAUAAAUCUUUUAUUAUAAAUACAUGUAAAUGUCACGUGAUACUAAUGUUGUGCUGUCUGAGAUUCUAAGGAGGUGUAAGUACUGUAUAGUGAGCUCAAUGUAUCAUUUAUUAGUUUAAAAUGUAUGUAUUCAUUUAUUUAUUCAAAAUGUGGCACUGGUGAAGGUCUUAAAAUGAUUGCUCAUUUGCAUAGUCACUGUGGCAUUCAGAAACUUUUAACAUCUCUGUUAACGUAGAUAUUUGUUUAUUUAAAAUCCUUCCUUAAAUCUUGCACUUCCAUUAGAUACUUAAGUCUCAAGUCUGCAGUUUUGAAAGAAAUACAUGUUAUACCAAACAUGUAUUUAAUUUUAAAACAUGAUAUCUGGUACUA